Molecule: messenger RNA, 599 nt
Organism: Alnus glutinosa
Lineage: Eukaryota; Viridiplantae; Streptophyta; Magnoliopsida; Fagales; Betulaceae
Product: NAC domain-containing protein 62-like
Exons: 2
Coding region: 76-561 (161 amino acids)
Biological process (GO): regulation of DNA-templated transcription
Molecular function (GO): DNA binding
Source: RefSeq, a predicted model, not a curated record
UCAUUUCCACUCUUUCACUAUUCUCCAAUCUUCUUCGAGCGAGCGUGCGAGCGAGUGUGCGAGUGUGCGUGUGUGAUGGCUAUGUUGUCUUUGACUAAUCAGCCAUGCGGGGUCAGGUUCAGUCCGACGGACGAGGAACUCGUCCAACUGUACUUGAGGCCAAAGAUCAGUGGGAAUGAUGAAGAAGUUGGCUUCAUUCGCGAAGUUAAUUUCUUCAAACGGGAGCCCCGGGAGUUGCCUGAUUUCUCCGGCAUAGAGACAAUUACAAAGGAUCAAGAGUGGUUCUUCUUCUCGCAACAUGAUCUGAAGCACCGGAAUGGGAAUCGGUUGAACAGGAAGACCGAUGCUGGGUACUGGAAAGUAACUGGUACGGAUCUCGAAAUCUGGUCCGUUGGCGGAGAGAGCUUGAUCGGAAAGAAAAAGAUACUGGUUUUCUAUGAGGGGCUUUCUCCAAACAGCAAGAUAACUGAUUGGGUCUUGCAUGAGUACCACGCAACCCCGACGGAGCUUCAGGGCACUAACCCCGCUCAGGUUAGGUUUCUAUCUCCUCUUUUGUGUUAGAAUAUAUGGAAAAUAUAUUUUCAAGAGGAAAAAAAAAA